AUGAAGAUAAUUAUAUAUUUUUGCAUUUGGGCAGCAGCAUGGGCCAUUCCAGUUCCUCAAAUCAAACCAUUGGAGAGAUGUGCUGUUGAAAAGUCUGUGAAUUUACAUCUUAUAGCAAAAUCAAAAGUGCCAGUACAGGAAGAGUUAAAUGCCAGUGACACCGCCAAAGAAAGUGGUGCCCCCAGGCACGGAAGUGAAAGAGGAAGGCAACAGCAUGCCGGAGACAGUGACAAAGGAGCAGGGAAUGGCUCUGAGUGGGCAGAAGAAGGAGGGCAGCGUUCUCCGCAUUCCACAUUAGCAAACAAAGAGGGGGAUAUUGAGGAUUGGAAUGGGGGUGCAGGAAAACCAGAAACAUAUGGUCAUGAUGGGAUACGUGGAAAAGAAAGUAACGCCACAGCGAAUGGCAUCAGGGGACAAGCAAGCGUCAUCAGUGAUGCUGAAGCAUCAGAUGGGGGCAAUAUUGAUGGAAAUACUGAUGAGAAUACAGAAAAUGGGGAUGUCGGAGAUGCAAGUCAGAAUGGAGGUGCCACUGUUGUCCCGGAAGAUGGACCUCCAGUAGAUGGAAGCACUAAUGGCACAGACCCCAGGGAUGAGAUAAGUGGGAAUUCCUGGAGAAAGGAGAGUGAUACAAGUGAAAUGACAUGUCAGACAGAAGGGGAGAGAAAUGGGAAUGAGGCGGGUGAGGCAACACCAGGCAACGGAGAAGGUCCUGGCCUGGGUAAUUCUGAUGGGAGUCCUAGCGGGAAUGGAGCAGACGAGCAUGAAGACCAGGGCUCUGGUGAUGAUGAAGGUGAAGAAGCAGGGAAUGGAAAAGAGGGCAGUGAGAACAGCAAUGGCCGGGAAGGUCAAGGUCAUGGAAAAGAAGAUGACAAUGACAAUAGCAUCGGUCGAAAUUCUAUUAGUGGUGAAGAGGAUGACCCUGAAGGCGAAGAAGAUCCCCGUAAUGACAGUGACAGAACCAACACACCCAAAAGUGAGGAGGAUUCUGACGGUGUUCCAGAGGACAGUGGUAGCCAGAGAACAGAGGACGCCCGGAAUUCCAAUCACAGAGAAAGCGAAGGUGUGGGAAACGGGAUCACCAAAGAAUCAGAGCCAAGUGCUAUUGGAAAGAGCCAAGAUAAGGGAAUAGAAAUCAAAGGUCCCAGCAGUGGCAACAGAAAUAAUGUUACCAAAGAAGCUGGGAAAGUCAAUGAAGAUAGAGAGAGUAAAGGACAUGGAAUGAUCACGGGCAAAGGAAAUGUAAAGACACGAGGAGGGGUUGUCAACACACAAAGACCUGGCCAGAAAUCAGAACCUGGAAGCAAAGUUGGACACAGCAGAACAGGUAGUAACAGCAAUAGUGACGGAUAUGACAGUUAUGAUUUGGAUGAUGAAUCCAUGCAAGGAGAUGAUCCCAAUAGCAGUGAUGAGUCUAAUGGCAAUGAUGAUGCUAAUUCAGGUAGUGACAAUGACAGCAGUAGUCGAGGAGAUACUUCUUAUAACUCUGAUGAAUCAAAAGAUAACGGCAAUGACAGUGACUCAAAAGGGGUAGGAGAUGACAAUGACAGUGAUAGCACAAUGGAUGCUAAGGAUAGUGAUAGUAAUGGCAAUGGUAAUAAUGGGAAUGAUGACAAUGACAAAUCAGACAGCAGCACAAGUAAAUCAGAUGGCAGUGACAGUAGUAACAGUAGUGAGAGCAGGGACAGUAGCAAGAGUAGUGACAGCAGUAAUAGUAGUGAUGGUAGUGACAGUGACAGCAGUGACGGCAGCAACAGCAGCAAGAGUAGUGAUAGCAGUGACAGCAGCAACAGCAGUGAUAAUAGUGACAGCAGUGACAGUGACAGCAGUGAUGGCAGCAAAAGUAGUGAUAGCAGUGAUAGCAGCAACAGCAGUGAUAGUAGUGAUAGCAGUGACAGCAGUGAUAGUAGUGACAGCAGUGACAGUGACAGCAGUGACAGCAGAAAGAAUAAUGAUAGCAGUGACAGUAGUGACAGUAGCAACAGCAGUGAUAGUGACAGCAAAUCAGACAGCAGUGACAGCAACAGUAGCAGUGACAGUAGUGACAGCAACAGUAGCAGUGACAGUAGUGACAGCAGUGACAGUAGCAACAGCAGUGACAGCAGUGACAGUAGUGACAGCAGUGACAGUGAUAGCAGUGACAGCAGAAAGAGUAAUGAUAAGAGUGACAGCAGUGAUAGUAGUGACAGCAGUGAUAGUGACAGUAAGUCAGAUAGCAGUGACAGUAACAGUAGCAGCGACAGUAGUGACAGCAGCGACAGUAGUGACAGCAGCAACAGCAGUGAUAGUGACAGCAAAUCAGACAGCAGUGACAGCAACAGUAGCAGUGAAAGUAGUGACAGCAGCAACGGUAGCAACAGCAGCAACAGCAGCAACAGUAAUGCCAGCAACAGCAGUGACAGUAAUGACAGCAAGGACAGUAGUGACAGCAAUGACAGCAGUGACAGCAGUGACAGUAGCGACAGCAGUGAUAGUAGCAAUAGCAGUGAUAGUAGUGACAGCAGUGAUAGUAGCAACAGCAGUGACAAUAGUGACAGCAGUGACAGCAGCAGCAGUGACAGUGACAGCAAACCAGGUAGUGACAGCAGUGAUAGUGACAGUAAGUCAGGUAGCAGUGACAGCAACAGUAGCAGUGACAGCAGCAACAGCAGUGACAGCAGCAAUAGCAGCAACAGCAGCAAUAGUAGUGACAGCAACAGUAGCAGCAACAGUAGUGACAGCAGUGACAGUAGUGACAGCAGUGAUAGCAGUGACAGCAGUGAUAGCAGUGACAGCAGUGACAGUAGUGACAGCAAUGAUAGUAGUGACAGCAGUGACAGUAGUGACAGCAGUGAUAGUAGUGACAGCAGUGACAGCAGCAGCAGUGACAAUGACAGCAAACCAGGUAGUGACAGCAGUGAUAGUGACAGUAAGUCAGAUAACAGUGACAGCAGCAGUAGCAGUGACAGCAGCAACAGCAGUGACAGCAGCAAUAGCAGCAACAGCAGCAAUAGUAGUGACAGCAACAGUAGCAGCAACAGUAGUGACAGCAGUGACAGUAGCGACAGCAGUGAUAGCAGUGACAGCAGUGACAGUAGUGACAGCAACAGCAGUGACAGUAGUGACAGCAACAGUAGUGACAGCAGUGACAGCAAAAGUAGUGACAGCAGAGACAGUAGUGACAGCAGCAACAGUACUGAAAGCAGUGAUAGUGACAGUAGUGACAGUGACAGCAGCAACAGCAGUGACAGCACAUCUGGUAGUGACAGCCAGAGUAAGUCUAGUAAUGGCAACAAUGGACGUGAUAGUGACAGUGACAAUGACAGUGAAGGUAGUGAUAGUAAUCACUCAACCAGUGAUGAUUAG
Molecule: messenger RNA, 3342 nt
Organism: Cynocephalus volans (Philippine flying lemur)
Lineage: Eukaryota; Metazoa; Chordata; Mammalia; Dermoptera; Cynocephalidae
Gene: DSPP
Product: dentin sialophosphoprotein
Exons: 4
Coding region: 1-3342 (1113 amino acids)
Biological process (GO): dentinogenesis; odontoblast differentiation
Cellular component (GO): cytoplasm; nucleus
Molecular function (GO): collagen binding
Source: RefSeq, a predicted model, not a curated record